This is a messenger RNA of Oryza sativa Japonica Group (Japanese rice), 2221 nucleotides long. Its product is annotated as AT-hook motif nuclear-localized protein 7. NCBI's taxonomy places the organism in Eukaryota, Viridiplantae, Streptophyta, Magnoliopsida, Poales, Poaceae. The record is from RefSeq and is a predicted model, not a curated record. Gene Ontology annotation, molecular function: minor groove of adenine-thymine-rich DNA binding.
UGGUAACUAUUGUAUGAAUUAGCUAUUAAAUUGACUAUAGCUGAAUUGGAGCCAGUGGUAGGCUAUACUAUUAAACUUGCUCUUAUGUGUCGAACUUUGAUCAAGAUCGGUUGAAAACUUAAUUUUUUUAAGAUAUUGCAAGAUUCAUUUAUCUUGCUGCCUUGUUGGUACUCGAACUUUAGCUCCAAAACAAGAUUGUAAACUACAUGCGAUUUUGCAUGAUUUUCAUAUAAGACAAUCUAAUUUGAGAAAAAAAAUCUAAUUUUUCAAAUAGAGCUUUAAAUGUAUUUGUGUAGUUUAUUUCACAUAUUAUUUCGUUUAUCUAUCAAUUUCUUGACUGAAGAUACUGUGUGUAUGAGUUCUCAUCGUACUGUUCAUUAAGAUGGGCGUACCCUAUGCUGUAGUACUCCAGUACACUUUUGCAGUCCAAGUGUCCAACUAAUCCAGCUGGUUGGUCAAAGGAGAGAGAGAUAGAGACAGUCACAUUAACCCCGCCAUUUUUGUGCAGUCUCCACCUCCAAAAUCUCAUUUUUAUUCAUGUCAUCUCCCCAUCUUCAAAUUCUUUUUCCCAGCUACUACUAUACUUGCUGUGCUGCCUGGUGAUAACCAGACACAAAGCAAAACUAGAGUGAGGUGUCUCACUGUCUCACUGUUGUUUGUCUUCCUCCUUGGUUUGGUUGUGUCCAAGCAAGAAAACCAAGAAAAACAAGCAAGAAAACCUUGUCUCUCUCUCUCUCUCUCUCUCUCUCUCUCUCUCAUGCUUGUACAUGGAGGGAUCAAGAUCAAGGGAGUGCAUUGCUGUGGCAAGUGGCCAUGAAGCAGCAGCAGCGCCAGCAGGCUACGGCCUGUUCAUCAGAACAGCAGAUUGUUCCAUGGCUGAAGCAGCUGCACAACAAGAAGCCGCAGCAGCAGCGAAAGGGUACCGGUCUUCUCCCUCCUCGCCGUCGUCGAUGUCCCCCACUCCGUCACCUCCACCGGCGGCAGCUGUCCAUGGAGGAGGAGGAGCGGAGGAUGCCGCCGCCGCCGCCAUUGCAACGCCAGCCGCGCGGAGUUUGGGUGCAGGGGACAGCGGCAGCAUGCAGGUGAGUGGCCAUGGCGAGCAUGCUGGGUUGAGCUCCAGACGGCGUCGUGGCCGGCCGAAAGGGUCCGGGCGGCGCCAGAUCCUUGCCAAUCUAGGGGAAUGGUAUGCGUUAUCAGCUGGAGGGAGCUUCACGCCUCAUGUCAUCAUUGUCGCCACAGGGGAGGAUGUGGCGGCUCGCAUAAUGUCCUUCUCGCAGAAGGGUCCUCGCUCGGUUUGCAUUCUCGCUGCCAAUGGCACCAUCUCAAAUGUUGUAUUGAACCAGCCUGGCUCGUCUGGUAGCACCUUCUCCUACGAGGGCUGCUUUGAGAUUCUUCAACUGACUGGCUCCUUUACAAUUGCGGAGGAAGGCGUUCGGAGGAGAACCGGCGGGCUCAGUGUCUCGCUUGCCGGCCCUGAUGGCCGUGUUGUCGGCGGUGUAGUAGCUGGGAUGCUGCGAGCCGCCAGCCCUAUUCAGGUGAUUGUGGGGAGCUUCUUGCCCAACAACCUGAAGCAGCAUCAGAGAAGAAUGGGCCUACAUCCACAACCAUCUGCUGCUCCGGCAUUUCCAGCACCGAUGGCUCCUCUUCAUCCUCCUCCUGUGCUCACAGCUGCGAUGCCCAUUUCUCAGGCAGCUCCUGGCAACAAUGGCUGCCGUUCGCCGCAGGUUUCGAUCUCAUCCAUGCCUCCACAAGCACAUGCCGGUGUGGAGCAGAGUAGAGGCGCCAUGAACCUGAAUUCAUCGAGCUCCAGUACUGGUUUCGCCAUGGUUGGGUGGCCUGCAGCUGCAAGCUCGCAGUCCAUGGUGCACAGGCCUUCACCUGACAUCAAUGUCUGCUUGACUCCUCAAGAGUAGGAUCAAUUUGUCCUAUUUUUUUGUUGCCCUCGUGCCUGACAUGCGUUGUUGUGGCAUGGCUGUCACGUGACAUGUGUUUGGGUUCAAUUCUAUCUAAUCACGUGUCUUGAGUAGUUUGCAGUUUGGUUGGGGGAUGAAACAGGCCAACAUAAGAACAGUUUAGCCAGAAUCUGACAGAAUGUGAUAGUUUAUAUGCUCUCAGUUAGAGUUGGGGAUGUGUCAUUUUGCUGGGACAUUUGGAUGUGAUUCAUUCUCGCUGUGACCUUCUCUUGUACUCCUGCUUCAUUGUGUUCCUCCUCCGCAUUGUU